Molecule: messenger RNA, 1477 nt
Organism: Orbicella faveolata
Lineage: Eukaryota; Metazoa; Cnidaria; Anthozoa; Scleractinia; Merulinidae
Source: RefSeq, a predicted model, not a curated record
GGACCUCUGGAUACAGCACUUGCCAAGGCAACCACAACCGCCCUGAAAGAUGCCGUGAAUAAAGAAUUCUCUCAAGCGAAGACUGCGUCGCAGUUUAUCGCAUGGGGCUUGAUUCUCGGACUUGUUAUUGUCUCCACAGUCUUCGUCACGGUUUAUCGCUUGUGUUUACCAGUUGACCCGAAACUACAAGGGAAGUAUGCUUUCCAAGAAUACGAAGCAGAGAAAGCCGUGACUCUUUUCAACGACAAAAUCAAACCACUUGCAGAGGCAGAUGCUGAACAGCUGAUCGAAAGUUUGUUCGAGAAGCACAAAGACAAGAAAGGCGAGGAACAAAUCAAAGCUAUCGAAGAGCAACUCAAGAAUUUGUUUCCGAGACACGCGGGAAAGUUGCACGCGCCUUUUCGCGCGCGGAAUAGUAGUAUAAAGCCAUAUACUGUUGAUUCCCCGUCUGCGGCUUCAGAAGAUAUGGAGAUGAAACCGAACGGUAUUACGAAUGCAACACAUUCGGGCUAAACUACAGAGUACGGGGCCACUAACGGGGACCGGCUCAUUGGAGAGCUAUUUAGGCAAAGCGGAGUGACGUUCAGGCUAUCCGGAGUGCUAUUCAAGUUAGCCAGAGCGUUCAUGAGACUGACUGGUUAAAAAAAAUGGCGCUCUGCCCGUUUACCCAUUUAACCACGCACUUAGCGAAAACGAGUUAAAUGCUUCGCGUUCACACUACCGUUUUCGGAGCUUUUCCCCGUCCAUACUUAAACGCUCGAAAACGCUGAUAUGGUAUGGAAAAAUACAAAGCCUUCGCCGUCGCUUUCGACGGCAUUUUAGAUGUAUGCGUUUUCGUUUAAAAACACGCGCCUUUUGACGCGUUGAGCGCACCGUCCACACUAAAGCGCCAGGAAACGCUCACCGUUUUCAUAAGAAACGCGAUCAGCAUUUGAGAAAGCCGCCAAUUGUACUGAGAAGACAUUUUCCAACGGGUGCCUAUCGCGUUAGUGUGGACUGGAAAAACUUAGGUAGUCCAUUUACGGCACAUGCGCCUUGGCAGAGGACUGUUGCUAUGUUUUCGAGCAUUUUCGUGUGGAGUGGGGAACUGCUGCGAAAUGCGUUUUCGGUUCGCACAAUCUUCGUUCCGAAAACGGAUUAGCUUGGGCGAGUGUUUGUUUUCAGUUGACGAAAUGGAGCACUAUUAGAAGAAUUUAAUAGACCAGGUUAAGAACUCGGAGGCUGAGUUUUAAAUUAAUUCACCCCACAAUAGGAAACACGCGUUUAUCAAUCAGCUCAUUAUCAAAGAAAAGUACAUAGAGCUGAGAUCUAAUUGAAUAAAAUCUUUUGAAACUUCGCAGUGCUCAACACAACGACAUCACUGAAAGGAAGGGACAAAACCGAGCUCUAGUUAAAUGUCACUUGCUUGGGACCUCAUAAGAUUCCGAAUUUAUCAUUUACAAGAAACACAAAGAUAAGAAGCAAAGUGGAUAGGGGA